AAUGCUUGUUUCAAUAACCCUGUUGGAGUUGCUGAUAACAAUAUGAUAUAUGACAACAAGAUGACAGCUUCUACUGAUCUUGGUUCUUUAUAUAAACCUGAAAGAGGUCGGCUCAACAAUGAAUAUUUUGGUUUUGGAUGGUGCACACAAAGCUGCUGUGGAAACCAAGACUGGCUUCAAAUAGACCUUGGAACUACUCGUCAAAUAUGUGGAGUAGCUACUCAAGGAGAUAACCAAAACGACAGCUGGGUCAUCGAGUUCAAGUUGUCCUUUUCAACUGAUGGGGGUGGCUGGACUUUUUAUAGAAAUAUUGAUAAUACGGAAAAGGUGAGUAUCCAUUCGUUGCCAUGUUACAUGACUAUACAUGUAGACUAGUGCUUUAAUGAAAAGAAGUAAAGUUGGAUUUCAAUAAACUUUCAAAUUUUAAAAGUGUAUUGACUCAAGUCAUAUGUAUAUAGAGCCUAACGCUGCGGACUAAGUGGCAAUUUUCUAGAAGUUGUAGCCGGGCAACAUUUUAGUAGUUCAACCAUUCGUCAACUUAACUGAACUUCUAUUCUGCAUGGUUUCUGAAAAAAAGGCGGAGGCAAGGCUUCAGUUAAAAAAAAAAGUCGAUUGAGCAAAUAUUCCUCUUGCAUUUUUCUCUUUUUCACCUUAAAUUAUUGCUCUGUUUUUUUUUUCAAGCUUUUAUUCGUUUUUAAGUUUGCCAACAGUGGUGAAGAACGUAUAGUCACGUUUCAAUCACAUUUUCUAUACAUUAAUAAAUGCAUAUUUCUAUGUACCUAGGUCUUUCAAAGGAUUGGUGAUGGCAACACAGUAGAAAAACAUGAGUUACCUACAACUACAUCUGCAAAAUUCAUCAGGUUUCAUCCAGUAACUCAGAAUAGAUGGAACUGCCUCAGAGUGGAAGUGUAUGAA
Molecule: messenger RNA, 915 nt
Organism: Porites lobata
Lineage: Eukaryota; Metazoa; Cnidaria; Anthozoa; Scleractinia; Poritidae
Source: the annotation of a GenBank genome assembly